AUGGCCGCCACCGGACAAUCCUUGAAGCCAUCAACUGGCACACGUCCGUCAGCUUCAGCAGGAAAAACUCUAGAGACGACUACAGGCGUUGCUGCUGUUAACGGCUUGACUGACAACUCCGGAGAUCAGCAGCGCAACAAUCCUGAAGCCGCUUGGCUUUUUAUUAUCAAGUGGCUACGAGAAUCGACACCAAUGAACGAGUUUCAUCUUAAUUGUACAUUGCAACGACGCAUCGUACAAGUCGAUGAACUCUUUCAUUUAAUUAGUGGAAAUGGAGCGAACGAAUGGAAUAUUCUUAUUCGAAUCGACGCUGAUACACCAACGAAAGAUGCACCACAUAUGGGUUAUGAGAUCUACAUCAAUGGUCCAAGAGUGCAAUCAGGCCAUGCGCACGGUGUCCGCCCGCAAAUUGGACGACCUGGACCGCGCGUGGAACUUCCAGAGCACAUCGAAGCAACGGGAGAGGGAGGCAUGUUCAUGAACAAAAAUGAACAAAUCGUUGACGAUUUUAUUAAUAAUGAAAUUGAACAAAGUUUUCCCCGCGCUGCACUGAUCGUAAUUCCAUAUGGUAAAAUACUGAAACAAACUGUUUAUGGUUACAAAUUAAAAUAUAAUGAAAAUGAGACAUUGAUAGAACAACCAGAGUUGUUAACAUUAGAUUCAAUGUUUGAUUUGGUAUCAUUAACUAAAAUGUAUGCAAUCAAUUAUGCUCUUAUGCAUCUAAUAGCGCAAGGAAAACUCAGCGUUGAUGAUCAAGUUACAAAGUAUAUACCAGAAUAUUCUGGAUGUAAUCCUGAGAAUGAAUGUCGUGAAACAAGAUUAAUAAAAGAUAUAUUGACACAUACAGCUGGAUAUGCUCCAAGCGUUGAGUUUUACGAUCCGAAACUAGUUUCACCAGAUUUAUACUCUCAAGAUAAGAGUAGAACAGAGCAAAUUAUUGAAAUAAAAUUAGCAUUUCAACGCGCUAGAGAUGGUGAUCAAUUCGCAGUUUAUUCCGAUACCGAUAAUUGA
Didymodactylos carnosus is the source of this 1011-nucleotide messenger RNA. The record is from the annotation of a GenBank genome assembly. NCBI's taxonomy places the organism in Eukaryota, Metazoa, Rotifera, Eurotatoria, Philodinida, Philodinidae.